UGAAUUUGUUAAUUUAUUUCACAUUACUAUUAAUAAAAAAAGAAUAAAUAUAUAUAAUUUAUUAUUUUAAAAAUUAAAUAGAAUGUAAAAAAAGAAAAUUAUUGCAAAAGGCAAAUAAAAAAAUAUCAGAACCACUCAACUUUAUUUUUGCAUUUCUUCAAAACAAUAUGAUUUCAAAACACAUCGGGACAUUUUUACAUGUAUAAAGGACAAUGCCACAAUUAACUUACCAUCGAUAUUAUCAAAUCUUUCUAUUACUUACUAAUUUUCUAUUAUGUCAUGGAGAUUUUAUGGAUUUAAUUAGUGAAUCAAUUUGCGCGGCGAAAUGUUUGAAAGCAUUCACCGACUCGUUGACUGAACAAGAUAAAAAGUUUCUUAAACAACGCCCUGAUUUAACCCAACCACACUGUAUAAAUCAGGAGAAUGAAUGUGCACUAUGUCUUGAAAUCUGCAGAUGGCCAAGAAGUCAAACAGUAGACUGUUCCACUUCUUGUCAGAAAUAUUCAUCAGCAUCAAAUUCAAAUGGUAUAAACAAGCCAAUUAAUUCAGCAGUACUCUCACCGGCAUCAACAGCAACUCUGUCUUCCUCUCACUCUUCCUUAGAAUCGCUAACACACAAUAUCAAAUCGACUUGUUUAAAAGCAUGUUAUACAGCUCAAAAAGUCUAUAGUCGAUCAGAUCAACUACAGAACAGUCCAGGCAAUGCAUACUGUCCUAAACUAGACACUUGGCCUGAAUCAUGUCAGUAUACUUGUCAAAAUGACUCAGACUGUUUACCCUAUGGAUAUGCAAAGUGUUGUCAAACAGCAAAGUGUUUUAAAAUCUCUCAGCAUAAAAGAUUAAUAAAUCAUACAAAAAAUGUUACAAAAUUUAGUGUAUGCAGUCAAGGUGUUUAUAAUCCUAAAGUUACUCCACCUGUUCCUGGUAGACCAAUAGUUAAACGAAUUGAAACUCCUCUUCAAGUUCAGUCAAAUGGUAGACUUUAUUCAAUAACUUCAGAGAGUUCAAGUCUUUCAAAUGGACAUCAGCAUAAUCAUCAGUUGGAGUUAGACUGGCCAAAUUAUUAUAAUCAUUCAAUAAGUGAAAAUAAUCCCGUGGUAUUCCUCAUUCAACUUCGUAUGUAUUCAUCUCUUGUACAGACAAUUCAGUCGCCUAUGGAUAAGCCUAACAGUAUAUCAUUUUUCUCUAUGAAUAAUUUUAUGGAACCAUUUCAGCCGAAUGAAUAUCUAUUUAAUAAAUGGACUAAUUUAAUUUGGCUGAAGAAGUCUAAUCUACCUGGACUUGGAAGUAAUAGCUUGUCUUCAUCAUUACCCAAGCUUUCAUUUUGA
Trichobilharzia szidati is the source of this 1328-nucleotide messenger RNA. The record is from the annotation of a GenBank genome assembly. NCBI's taxonomy places the organism in Eukaryota, Metazoa, Platyhelminthes, Trematoda, Strigeidida, Schistosomatidae.